CAUGGGUAGAUAACAAAUAUGAAGGUGGGGAAAGAAGAUUUGCGCUUGUCCCAACGAAUGGUUAUACAUACGAUACUCUUAUGAGGCAGAUUGAAUGUAUUGUUCGUGCAGACAGGAAUACAUAUGAUUAUGUAUUGAACUCUUUGGUUGAGUCUUCUGAAGGGGAACUCAUAAUGAACAUAUCCAAUGAUGAUGAUGUGAAGUUUAUAAUGGAUGCAAAUGAAGUUCCUAAAUUCUCUAUCAUUAUUACUCCUAAAUUGGCCUAGUCUACAUCUUGUGUUAUGGAACAACCUGUGUCGAAUCUUGGUUUCGUGCAUUUAUUAAAUGCUCAAAAUGUUGCAUCACAAUUGCAUGCAAAUGUGAUGCCUCACGUUGCUCACAACGUCAAUGUGGCACAAGGUCAUAUUCUAAGUGACACUGUGAAUAUAGAGUCAGAGAAUGAAAGGAGUAAUGAAUGGAUUUAUGACAAUGAUGAUGUUGCUGAAGAUGAUGAUGGGGACGACGUGGAUACUGAUUAUGAUGUUGGGGACGAUGUGGAUAUUGAUUAUGAUGAUGGAGAUGAUGUGGAUAGUCUUGAUGAAGACAAUGAUGAUGUUGUUGAAGACGUUGUUCAUGCUAUGUCCAAUAGACAUACUGUGCAACCAUUAGGGAGUUCAUCAGUGAGUGACAUUGUGGAAGGAGACGACCUUCAAUAUCACUCUACUCGAGGGCGACAAUGGGUUAUUCCAGGUGCCGUUUAUCAAGACACAUUCUCUUGUGAUAAUGUAGGUGUGACUGACCUAUACAGACGGGAGGCACUGAGUCCAGGUUGUACAUAUGCUGAUAAAGAGAAGUUGCAGAUUGCCUUGGGUUUAUAUCAUUUGAAUAAUCGUGUUGAUUAUGUUGUGGAACGUUCAAAUAAGAAACGAUUUGCAGCUGUCUGCAGGGACAAAGAAAAAUGUACAUUCCUUAUGCGUGCUACAUCAGUUGGGACAGGUUCUGUUUGGAGAGUUUCAAAAUGGAACGCUCCACACACUUGUGAGAUGGACUUGAGAAAGCAUGGGCGAAGGACUGUUGGUGCAAAAGUGAUAGGUGCAUUUUUUGCACCUACUUUGUUGAAUGAAGGGGCAAUUUUGAGGCCAAAGGAGAUGUUAGCGCAACUUCAGAGGCAAUUUGGAAUUCAAGUUGAUUAUAAAACAGCAUUGAUGGGAAGAAAUUAUGCUGUUAGUAUGAUCUAUGGAGACACAGACAGGUCAUUUCAACAGUUACCAUCAUAUUUGUUCAUGGUUCAGCAAGCCAAUCCAGGUACGGUUGUUGAAUUGCAGACUGAUAGUUCUAAUUGCUUUCAGUAUGUUUUUAUGGCUCUUUCUGCUUCAAUUAGUGGUUUUCUAGCAUCGGGUCGUCUUGUUAUUGUUGUUGAUGGUACACAUUUGAAAGGGAAAUACAAGGGCAUUAUGUUUGUGGCUGCUACCAAAGAUGGUAAUGAGCAAAUAUUUCCUUUAGUUGUUGGUAUUGGUGAUAAAGAAAAUGACAAUUCUUGGACAUGGUUUUUUAGACAAUUGAGAAAAACCUUUGGAUGUCCAGAUCAUUUGUUAUUUGUCUCAGAUCAACAUCGUAGCAUUAAGAAUGCUGUUGAGGUCGUUUAUCCUGGUAUUCCUCACGGACUUUGCACGUACCAUUUGCAAAAAAAAUUGUCAAGAUAUGGUGUGCAUGUUGUUUCAAUGUUUCAAAAAUGUGCAAGAUGUUACAGGAGCCCGGAAUUUGAUAUUCAUUUCUCCAAUUUGUCUUUGACUUGUGAUGGUGCAUAUAGAAGAUUAGUGGAAGUUGAACCACGUAGAUGGGCACAGAGUCAAUGUCCAGUUAGACGUUAUGAGUUCCUAACUUCUAAUUGUGCCGAAUCUUUCAAUAGUCGACUGAGAUGGGCUAGGAGAUUGCCUAUAUGUACUUUGAUGGAAUUUGUGAGGUCAUUGAUUGGUCAUUGGGUUGUAGAGCGGCGUGAGAAAGCAUUGUCAAGGACUCAUGAAUUGACAGAUUAUGCAACUAAGAAAUUGGAAAGAUCACUAGAGGAGGGUCGAACGAUGGCAGUGGAAGCAAUUAAUUCAAUGAAAUUCAAGGUUAGUGAAGGCACAAAACACUAUAUUGUGGAUCUUAAUGAAAGAAGUUGCUCAUGUAGAGAGUUUGACAUGGACUUGAUUCCUUGCUCUCAUGCAGCUGCAGCAAUAAGUAAGUUGAAGCUUUCAUGCAUAGCUUUUGUGUCAACAUAUUACACGACACAAACACUGCGUGAGAUGUAUGCAGCUGAAGUAAUUCCAGUUCUUCACUCUGAUGAAUGGUGUGUACCCUUUGAAGUACAAUCAAGAGUUGUAGGUGUGCCAAUUAAUCCUACACAAUCUGGAAGGCCAAGAACAUCUAGAAUUGAUUCUUGAUCACAAUCAAGAACAUCUAGAAUUGAUUCUUCAUCAGAAAAACGCAAAUCUGUGUGUUCAAGAUGUAACAAGAGCGGGCACUAUCGGGUUAGGUGCACUGAAAUUUUACCAAUCCCUGAAGAACCGUCUAUUGUUGAAGAUGAUAGUGCAACGGUUGGUUCUCGUCACCGUAAAAGAUGCAGUAAUUGCCAUGAAGAAGGCCAUACUCGACUGCGGUGCCCAAAAUUGACAAAUGAACAAGUUUGAGACAUGAACAAGUUGGAUGGUUCUAAUUUUUUUGAUGACAUUAUUUAUUUGGUUUAUUUGGAGAUGGAUCAUGUACUUGUUUAUCAUGAAAUGCUAUGGUACUUGAGGUUUCA
Messenger RNA from Salvia miltiorrhiza (redroot sage), 2764 nucleotides. Its product is annotated as protein FAR1-RELATED SEQUENCE 5-like. Gene Ontology annotation, molecular function: zinc ion binding. Bases 282 to 2405 code for a protein of 707 amino acids. NCBI's taxonomy places the organism in Eukaryota, Viridiplantae, Streptophyta, Magnoliopsida, Lamiales, Lamiaceae. The record is from RefSeq and is a predicted model, not a curated record. The transcript is spliced from 3 exons.